Messenger RNA from Aplysia californica (California sea hare), 2380 nucleotides. Its product is annotated as DNA polymerase nu. Gene Ontology annotation, biological process: double-strand break repair; DNA-templated DNA replication. The transcript is spliced from 18 exons. Lineage: Eukaryota; Metazoa; Mollusca; Gastropoda; Aplysiida; Aplysiidae. Gene Ontology annotation, molecular function: DNA binding; DNA-directed DNA polymerase activity. The coding region runs from base 299 to 2290 and encodes 663 amino acids. The record is from RefSeq and is a predicted model, not a curated record.
UUCUUCAUUUACCACCCUUUGCCUCGGUAUGUACUCAAAAUGGAGAGAUAAAAUUAACUGACUCAAAUCAAUUCCUCCGCCUUUGUCAUACAGCAGAAAUCUGCCAGAACGCAUCCUAAGUGAAUCACCCGUGGUCUCCCAGUCUCACGCAGUUCGCUUAGCUCCGGUGUUCCUAUCUAGACGAGACAAGGACAAAAAAUCUCGUGAAAACACCGUCGACAAGAAGGCAUCGCUGAAAAACACAAUCAUCAACGCUAAGAGUAAAAGACUAAAAUCCUCUUUCAAGCCACCCUCCAGUAUGCCUGAUCAGAGUCAGGAUAAUAUCUUUCAACAACACAGUGAAGUCGGGGAGGAAAACACAGGCAAGAAUGCGGCACCAAAAGUGGAUGAGUUUGUCAACUUAUUGAACUUGGAGAAAACCACGCAGAAAGACGUCUUGAGGCAGAUCCAGAACGCCAGCACUCUGUCCCUCAGUCUGCUUUUCCUGAAUGGGCAGGCUCUUGUGAACACGUUCUCUACAAACCACGAUAAGACAAAAGGUCUUCUAAUACAUUCCGAGGAUUUGUCAUAUAAAACACUAUACUUACCUUUUGAGUCGAACGGUACUGACCUCAUCAGGCAGACAAUGUUGAAGAGCUUGUCCAACGAGAACUGCAUGAAAACGAUUGUGAACAGCAAAGAUUUCUUGAUAGUUUUACAUCGUCACAUUGGAGUGGAAAAUGACCAUUGCAUUCGCUGUGAGAAGCUCGACGACCCUGUUAUCGCUAGUUGGCUACUGCAGCCAGAAAACCCGCCCUCCACCUUCACAGACAUGGCAUCCCUUGUCGCCUUUUCCGGUACCGAGGACAUCAACGACACCAACUGGCACUCUUGUCUGAAGCAUGUGGCUCGUCUGUCUGCUGUGUUAAAGGAAGAGCUGUUUAGGCGACAACUGCUCACACUUUACUCACGGGUUGAAAUGAAGCUUGUGCCUUUGCUCGCCUGCAUGGAAACACGAAGUGUCAAGAUGGACACAAAACUUCUUGUCCGCUUUUCUGACCUGCUUAAAACCAAGCUAGAAAAACUGGAACAACAGGUGUACAAGGAAAUUGGUCACACGUUCUCGCUUACCAGCCACCCACAGCUACGACAGGUUCUGUAUGAGGAGCUCAAACUGGACCAGAAACUGACCGGUAAGGUAAAGAUAGGAAAGACAAGCGUAUGUCAGGAGAAGUCCACAGGGGAAUCUACUCUACGCCUACUGGCCGAGGUUCAUCCCUUGCCGUCUCUGGUACUGGAGUACAGGCAGCUCCAGAAACUCAAAUCGACCUAUGUGGACGGCAUGAAGGCGUGUGUCCGUGACGGUUCACUGUCCACUCACUGGGACCAGACAGCCGCAGCCACCGGUCGUCUCACCUCCUGCCAGCCCAACGUCCAGGCGGUGCCCAAGGUUCCAGUCGUCGUCACAGACUACAAGAACAGCUAUGUCUUGGGUGAUGAUGAAACUUGUAGCACAGAAAUCUAUGCCAGAGAACCCUUCGUGGCCGCCCAAGGCAAUGUAUUCCUCUCUGCAGACUUUCAGCAGAUAGAGCUCCGGAUCCUGGCUCACUUGUCAGGCGACAGUGCUCUGUUGUCCAUGUUCUGGAGGCCCCAAGCGGGGGACAUUUUCACUUCUCUCUACUCUCAGUGGCACAACAAGCCUAUAGAGUCUGUGACGUCAGACGACCGUGAGCAAACUAAGAGAAUGGUCUACUCAGUUAUGUACGGAGUUGGAAAGGAAAAGUUAGCAGAUUAUCUCAAAGUAAAAGCAGAUAUCGCCAAGGAAAUCAUGAACAGUUUUUUGCGAAAAUUCCCGGCAAUAGAAAGCUUCUCUAAGAAGUGCUGUGAGUACGCUGAAGAAUUUGGUUACACAGAGACGUUGUGCGGCAGGAGACGGUACUUUACUCACAUCUCCCACAGGGCACCAGGACCCAGGGCCUACGCCCAGAGGCAGGCGGUCAACUUUUGUGUGCAAGGCUCAGCCGCUGACAUCUGUAAAAUGGCUAUGCUUGCCGUAGAGGAAAAGUUGAGAGAGAAUUCUCACCUAAGAGCAAGGUUGCUCUUACAGAUUCACGACGAGCUGCUGUGGGAGCUCCCCGAGGACCAGAUUGAGGAGACCAAAGGCCUCAUUCAGAGAGUGAUGGAAGACCCCCGAGCUGUGUGCGGGGAUCUGUGCAGCCUCCAGGUACCCCUGCCGGUCUCCCUGAGUGUCGGCAAGUCCUGGGCGCACCUCACACCUGUCCAGUCCCACCCACCGCCCGCUCCACUCUGAAGGCACAGCCGGGCAUCAUUGGUGAUGGAGAGAAAUAUCUGAACAAACAUAGCCCAUAAGUUUGUGAAAUAAAGGCUUUCCUCGCUUCAA